AUGUCAGCCGCCGUAGCAUCUAGCUUCAAGGUCCAUAGGCGGCAGGUCUGGAAUUCUGUCUUUCCGGAACCCUCGAACCCCACCCCCCACGCAACGCCGACCACUAGGUUUCCUGACCAGGGGCAGCCUUUUGGAGGAGUGGUUGGAGGCGGCAGCGUUGGCGCCUCUGCUGCUCUCGCGGGGUCGGAAUCCUUUCCGGGCGCGCUUCACGGCACCAGGGCUCAGAAUCGAGCCGCCGGGAGCCGCAGGUCUCCACGCAGCCCAGCCGUCCCUCUUGGUCUUGGACUUGGCGGCGUCGACCUGGCCGGCCCCGACCUCAGGAGCGCCGCCGACGAUCAGAUCACCUACGAUCGGGCCUGGCACGUGGUGACCUCCCGCGUGGCCCUGCCCUCCACCGUGACAGCCGAGGAUUCAUUCGGUACCUUGCUCCCGGAAUCACAGCUGCUGUCGUCCCAGGAUGCCAACUCCGAGGCCGAGUUCCAGGCCGCCCUCCGGAUGAUCCUCGACGCCAAGGCCUGCCUUCCGCUCGCGAAUCACACCGAGGACAUACUGCUGUGGCACUCACAGCAGGUUCGUCAGCACUUCGCACAGCAUGUCAUCCCGAUGCUGUCCGCCUGCGCUGCGCAGGAUGCUCUUGGGCAAGGUCACAAGAUGCGCGGCUCGGUCUUUGACCAGCACAUGAACGCCGUCAUGAAUAGCGUCCGGACACUGGAGGCUGCUUUCCGGCAGUAUGACUACGGCCUGGCUCUCAUUCUCAGGGGCUAUAACGACCUAGGCUCGCGGCGGGAUCAAGAGGGACAAGGGAUGGACGUGGAUAUGGAAGACGCAUCAGAAGGUGUCGAGGUGCUCGCCAGACGUUUCCGCAAGGACGUGCGCUCUCUGGUGGGGAACUCGGUCCCACAGGAUCUCAUCACAUCGCUGCGUGUAGUUUUGACCUCGCUUGUCAGCCGCAUACUUGGAGUUGCCGUGGCAGAAAGCGAUGGUGAUGGCGCAAAGCCACCCGCUUCUGGACCCGGGAGGCCAGGACGGCCGGCGGCCUCCUCCCGACGACCCGCUGCGCCUAGAGACGACGACUUGGAACCUAUGGCGGCGAGGAAGCGUCUGCAUGAGCUUGUCGGAUCGCUUGCCACCGUGGGCCUGACGGGAGAGCAGACGCAUGUUUUGUUUGCUGAAGUCAUGGACCAGCUCAUGUCGGACUUUAUAUCUGGCGCUUUCGCCGGCACGUGGAUGUCAGAGGACGCCCCGGAUGAGCAGGAGCAUAGGCGCCGUGGCUAUCGAACCGCUGCUGGACUCGCCGAGAAGAACUCUACAUGUACUGCCAUUCUGGGACACUGGGUGGAGCAUCACUUUGCACGUCUUGCCCUGGAGGCCUUGCGCUUGAUGGCUGAUGAAGAAGGUGACGAGGAAGGUCCCAACCAGCCAACUCACGGACCAUGCAUCUCAUUCACCGACGUCGCCAAGUGGAAAGAAAUCGCCUUUGGCCGUCUCGCGGCUCUAAGAAUCUCGGAACUAUUUGACAUUGUCCUUCACUGGCCUAAGAGCAAGAGUGGUCUGGACGAUCUACGUUCCAGCGUUGCAACGCCCCAGCGAAGGCUGCAGCUGAGCGAGUCCUUUGCUGCGGCCCUACAUGCCAGGCUGCUACAUUCGUCACGUUCCACGCUUGAGAUUCUGCGAGUCUACAUCGCCAUGAUUCGUACUUUCCACAUACUGGAUCACUCCAAGGUCCUCUUGGGACGCGUGGUUCCGUCUCUUCAGCUGUACCUGUGUCAACGCGAGGACGCGAUCCGUCUUGUGGUUACUGGCCUCCUGGCGAAUCCGGACGAGAUUAACGAGAAAGAAGAAUUUGGUACCACCGCCGGCUCCGGCCCAUUCAGCAAGGAUACCAGUAUUAUAGUGGGCGCCAAAGCAACCAGCCUUGUGGAGUUGGCUACGUUGCUAAACGACCCGGCUCAGCAGAGACGACGACGUUUUGAGGAUGACGACAUUGACUGGAAUGACAUGGACUGGGUGCCGGACCCCGUUGACGCGGGAGUCAACUACAAACGACCAAAGUCAGAGGAUGUCAUAGGCACUCUGAUCAGUGCCCUGGGCGCCGAGGAUGUCUUUAUCAGCGAAUUUCAAAACAUCAUCGCUGAACGGCUCUUGUCGUCCCAGGAAAAGUUUGAUCAGGAAAUCAAGGUUUUGCAGCUGCUGAAGAAGCGGUUCGGCGAAAGUGCGCUGCAGAGCUGCGAUGUCAUGAUAAAGGACAUCAAGGACUCUGGCCGAUUGGAUCCAUAUGUCCGCCGAACACAGUUCGUCGCCCAGUUUAGGACGCCGAGAGCGAACGAUGCGGCCGCUCAGGAGCCGGCCGAACUUCGCUACACGGCUCGCAUCCUCUCCCGGCUGUUCUGGCCCACCAUGAACAAGGAACACUUCCUACUCCCACAACCAAUCUUGGACAAGCAGAAGCAGUACGAGAAAGGCUACGAACAGAUCAAAUCCUCACGCCGUCUCACAUGGCUCAACCACCUUGGGCAAGCAACGGUCGAGUUAGAGUUGCAGGACCGCAGCGUGUCGGUGGCGUGCAGGACUUGGGAGGCCACAGUCAUCUACGCGUUUCAGGAAGGCGAGGGCGAUGGGAGAGAGGUCCGCAAGUCGGUCGAGGAGCUCUACAUGACGCUACAAAUGGACGAGGACCUGAUUAUACAGGCACUCGAAUUUUGGGUGGAGAAGCGCGUUCUCAAACGGGUCGGCGACGACAUCUUUGCCGUCAUGGAGACGCUUCCGGCCUCGGGAGAACAGCGGGACGACGAAAGCGGAUCAGGUGCGGCAGCAACGGAAGGGCAAUCGCCCGGGGCCGAGCAGACGCCGGCCGAGGCGGCGGCGGCGGCUGCGAUGCGCAGGAACCGUGCGGGGACGACAUCGGUCGACGCCAAGGCGCAGCAGCAACAGACGGUCUAUUGGCAGUUCAUCGUCGGCAUGUUGACCAACUCGGCGGCGUCGAUGCCGCUGGCUCAGAUCUCCAUGAUGAUGAAGAUGAUGAUGGCAGGAGGUUUCCCUUGGAGCAACGAGGAGCUGCAAGAGUUUCUGGCGCAGAAGGUGGCCGAGGGCCACUUGGAAGUCGUUGGCGGCAAGUACAAGCUUGUCAAGAAGUAG
Pyricularia pennisetigena is the source of this 3135-nucleotide messenger RNA. RefSeq lists its product as uncharacterized. The coding region runs from base 1 to 3135 and encodes 1044 amino acids. Gene Ontology annotation, molecular function: ubiquitin protein ligase binding. The transcript has a single exon. Gene Ontology annotation, biological process: ubiquitin-dependent protein catabolic process. The record is from RefSeq and is a predicted model, not a curated record. Gene Ontology annotation, cellular component: anaphase-promoting complex. Lineage: Eukaryota; Fungi; Ascomycota; Sordariomycetes; Magnaporthales; Pyriculariaceae.